CAGCUGUGUGCAAAAAUCAAAACACUGGCUCAAUAUGUGUCGACGAAAUCAGCUGGCGGUUCAGAUGUUGUGAGAUUUGAAAUUGUGGAUUUAUGUCAAGAAGGAUUUUGUCAAUUUUGGGAGUCUUUAUUUAUUGUCCUGCCGUCCCACGUUCUGCCCUGAUGUAAUAACAGAAAAUUGACUGACCAAAAUGACAAUCAUUUGAGUCUUAAUAAAAAACAACCUGCCACUGCUAAUCAACGAUCCUACUCAUUCACAACUCAUAACAUUUAACAACAAUGCAAGUACCAGGGAACCCGUUCCAGACAGCUCAGUCAUUUGAAAUGAACAUCGCUGCACCAGCAGGCGGAUGCAUGAACGGCCAUCACCACCUUGGAGCAAAUGGCGCCCUCAACGGCAGCUAUGGAUUUGGUCAGAAGAGAAAGAGGGUGGGGGGAGAGAUGAUGGAAGAGCCAAGACACAAAAGGUGCAACUCACUGGAGGCAAAUGAGUUCAGGGGUCGCAACUUCCUGCCGGUCAAGGGGUCAGACAACGUCUUCCAGUCCGAGGUCGUCAAACCGAAAGGAGAGACGAUGUACCGCCCUCUGACAGAGGAUCUUCUCAUUAAUAUGCGACACAUUGAACAAGUCAGCUUUGGGAUGGGUGUGUACUUCAUUGGUGACCUGCGAGGAAAUUACGUCCGGUCAGAUCGUGGUCAUGUGGUCAACAUGUGGCGUUUUGAUACAAAUCAACAGAGACUCUUUGUCUCCAGGUCCUUGCUCUUCACCGAUCUCAUGAAAUUUACCGAACUACAAAAUAUUCUACAAACAAUGUGAACAGGCAAACACAAGAUGAAGAAAUAGAUGUCACAAUGGGGCCAUGGAUUGGUUGAACAUAGUUUUUCCAGAUAACCGUGUCUCCCUUAAUUUUACCUUAAUUUGUAAACAAGAUGUAAACACAAACCAUAUUAAUUAGGCCUACUGAUUGUAAACAAAAAAAUAAUAAUAAUGUACCAAACAUGCAUUUACUUAAACGUUUUACAUCCAUGUACUGUAGUAUUUCUUUAGAAAAGUGAAUCUUUUUUUUGCAUUGAAAUGAAGCAGUACAUGUAUAGAUCUAUUAAAUAAACAGUACAUUUCUUAGUCUUGAAUUAUAAAAUGCACGUGAUUACUUUUCUAGAUGUGAGAGUAUUUCAAUGAAAUCAUGGCUAUAGUUAUGUUUCUUAAAAACAUGGUUUCAUCUAUUCAAACUAGAAUUGUUGUGUGGCUCUUUACAUACCCACUGGACCACUGGCCAGAGGCAGAAAGCUGCAUAAAGCUAAGCAGAAUAUACUGCUUGGCAAAUUUCUUUGCUAAGCAAAAAUUGAGUGGGGCACCACCAGCCACAAUACUGCAAACUAACAGUAAAUUAUGGCUUGUAGCCUGUUUCUGCGAAGCAAUACUAUUUUGUGCUUAAUAGCAAGUAGUUUUGUUGCUUGGAAGCUUAAUGAAAUUGGGCCCUUGUCACGUGAUCAAAGAGUUGCUACUUUAGGAAACUCAUGAUUGAUGCAAACAUAGUCACCAAUAUUGAUUACUUCAUAAAGUAUUGCUAAUCCAGCUGAACAUAUUCUAUGCAAAGUUUGUAUGUAAAUUAGAUGUUAUUUCUGCUGUAUAUAAUUGUAAAACUGCUGAAGUAUGUGUUCUCCCAUCGUUAAAAUUAAGGUAAAUGUAUAAAUACAACGGUAAUAGUCAAUUGUUUUUCCUCUAUACAAUUCUAUGAAAAUAGAAAGAAAAUAGUGUGGGCCCCUUUUAAUAAAGAAAUCAAGAAAAUACGAUAAAUAUUGUUGGGACUGAAAACUAAAAACACAAGCAAGGCUCUGGUCUGUGGUUGGAUUUGAACCGGGGUCCACAGAGGUGAAAGGCACGCAAAGCAACCACUGAGCCAACCAGAAUGCCCAGUGUGAUAAUGCUUCUUGCCGUCCAUGCAAGCGCAUCACUGUGAUUACAACGCCAUGGUGCAUUUAAAUUUAUACAAAUAUAUGUUAAUUUGAAAACACAUUGAACUACAGCAACCAAGUUUGAUUACAUUGUAUGUGAAUAAAUAAUAGCAAUGAUUUCCGUAUUAGACCAGCAUUAAUGGUCAUUUGGUGUAAAAAAACAAAUUGUGUAGACAUAUACUAAACAGUAUAUUGUGUUUCUUGUAAACCUUUAAUCUCAUUUUCAAAUAACAAAUUAUGAAAUGCUUAUUAAAUCCAUGUAGCUAUCGGUAUAACUCCCGUCCAACUGUGGUAAGUUUCUUAGCGCUGCCUAGCUGUAAGCAAAUUUUCAGGUUAAAGAACUAUAGCUGACAAAUCUUGCUUAUAAAUAGGUAAGCGCAUUUCACAUAGUAGCAAGAAAAUUGGGCAGCCAGCUUGAGCGUUCACCACGGAUUGGCAUUGUUAUUAUAUGUCAUUCAUUUUCAUACAGUAAGCAUACCUUUUCAUUAGCUUACAAUUAGCAGCACUUUGAAAACGAUAUUUGCACAGUUGGCACAAAAACGGCCGUUAGGCAGCUCUAUGAAUUUUCCACAGGAGACCACAGUACAUAUUAAGCCAUGGGAUUUCUUGAUAACAUGUCUACAUACUCUGUGGCACUCUGUGGUACUAUGUGGUACCAGUGUAUAAGAGGGUUUUAAUAAUGUAAACACUUUAAAAACACAGCAUUUAAAACUAUUUUAAAAAGACAUAGUACAACAUGGUGUUUCCGCAAAAUAGCCAUCCAUGUGUGGUAAUGUUACGAUCAAAUUUUAAAGAUUUUGCAAAAGUAUACUUGUAACAAAUAAAGCCAUUACUAAAGGGGCUGUGUCGUCACGACCAAGGAUGCAUGUGGCUUAACAAAGAGUUGUAAACUCUCAUCCAGUUAAUGCAUGCAAGUGCGCUUCCUCAAUACAUAUAAUGAUAUAGAAGAAGGCAUGCGGGCCCAUCAGGUCAUAAUUCCAUGUUCAGCCGCAGGCCUGCCUGCCUUGAUCAUGACAACACAGCCGACCCCUUCAUGGGCUGGCUUACCAACUUCAGUUCUCUUGUGUUUCUCCCAUUCAAAUCACUGAACUGUAACCUGAGUGAGUGAGGCUUGGAGUUUAAGUACAGUCUGGCACCUUUUUAUAACAUGAAUUCAAACAACCAUGCAGGAAUUAGGAAAAUAUGGGUAGGGAGCAUCAAUUGAAAAUUGUGUUUAAAUAGUUUAUUUAACCAAGUUUUGCAAAUAUUGCUGUGAAAUUGGUUCAGUUAUCAUUGUCAGUGAAAUGUAAAAUGUCAAAUGACACUAUAUGUGAAUCCGAUGCUGUACCUUGGGCUGUUCCCUAGUUACCGGCUGUGGCUGUACUAGCAAUAUUUUUUUAAGAAGCAUAGGCUGCCCUUAGUACUAGCAGAAGCCACAGCCACAACUGCUGAUUCCCUAGUUACCGGCUGUGGCUGUACUAGCCAUUUUUUAAGAAGCAUAGGCUGCCCUUAGUACUAGCAGAAGCCACAGCCACAACUGCCGAUUUAAAAAUAAUCAUAAUUUAUACAUCUCAGAUAGUCGGUGUGCUAUAUUAAUAGGAUUGUAAAACUAAAUUGUAUCACAGAAAUCAAAUGGUUUCCUAAAAGAAAUACUACAAUAAUAUUCAAUUUAAGUAAAAUAGUUUAAAAUGGAAUAAGUUAAUGAUGAUUGAAUUAACACUUUUCUGCUGUUGAAAAUUACCUCAAAGGCUGGUUGAUUAAGUCCUAGUAGUUAAGAACAAAAAUUAAAAAAAUACUUUAAUUGAGAGGUGAGCUUCCUUUGCCAUGGUCUUGGCUUUAGACAAAAGGAAAGUUACCUUGCUGCCAAGAAACUAAAUGUCGUAACACAACUUGGGUUAUCCAAACCUAUGGUAUAACUAUGGUAUAAUUAUAGGCUCACCCUUCAUAAUUGACAUGUAUGAAUGUACCUCAUUUGAUCAUAGUUGUAUGUCUAUUUUGUAGAAGUUAUCUACUCAGAAAGUAACUGUAAUAAGAAGUUACUAUAAAAAUUGUUUUCUGGUCAGAAUCUGAAAUAAAAACCAAUCGCCAUUUUUGUAAAAACAA
Asterias rubens (European starfish) is the source of this 4036-nucleotide messenger RNA. RefSeq lists its product as uncharacterized. The transcript has 4 exons. The record is from RefSeq and is a predicted model, not a curated record. Bases 279 to 815 code for a protein of 178 amino acids. Lineage: Eukaryota; Metazoa; Echinodermata; Asteroidea; Forcipulatida; Asteriidae.